AUGCCCAAGGACAAGAAAAAGCGUGCCCGUAACGUAGGCACCGCUUCGGCGUCGCAAAAUGCGCUUGGGCGUACGUUAGCCACACCCAACACCAAUCUGGGUCAGCAUUUUCUCAAAAAUCCCAUGAUUGUGACGCAGAUCGUGGCCAAGGCGGCCAUCCGUGGCACAGACGUCUGCCUCGAAGUCGGUCCCGGUACCGGUAAUCUGACGGUAAAGCUGCUGGACCAAGCUAAGCGCGUGGUGGCAGUGGAGUUUGACCUGCGCAUGGUCGCGGAGUUGCAGAAACGCAUCCAGCACACGGAGCAUAUGAACCACCUGCAGAUUAUUCACGGAGACGUCAUGCGCGUGCAGCUGCCGUUCUUUGACGUAUGUGUGGCCAACUUACCGUAUCAAAUCUCGUCGCCUUUUGUGUUCAAGUUGCUGGCCCAUCGUCCCAUGUUCCGGUGUGCUGUGAUCAUGUUUCAAGAGGAAUUUGCCAAGCGACUCAGUGCCAAACCGGGUGACGAACUGUACUGCCGAUUGUCCGUGAACACGCAGUUACUGGCCAAAGUGGAUCAGCUGCUGAAGGUUGGUCGCAACAAUUUCCGGCCACCACCCAAGGUCGAGUCGCGCGUGGUUCGCAUUGAACCGCGCAAUCCACCGCCGCCUGUUAACUUUACGGAAUGGGAUGGAAUGAUUAAGAUUAUCUUUAAUCGAAAGAAUAAGACGUUGCACUCGUGCUUUGCGACAAAAUCGGUACUAAAGAUCUUAGAGGAGAACUACAAGACUUACUGCUCACUGAACAAUGAGCUUCCGGAAGGUGACCUUAACAUGAAGAAGAAGGUGGAAGAGGUGUUAGCUUUCGAAGACUUUGGUGGAAAGCGUGGUGCUAAGUUGGACCAGGAUGACUUCUUGCUACUACUCGAGCGAUUUAACGCUAAUAAGAUCCACUUUUCCUAG
This is a messenger RNA of Peronospora farinosa, 939 nucleotides long. The record is from the annotation of a GenBank genome assembly. NCBI's taxonomy places the organism in Eukaryota, Oomycota, Peronosporomycetes, Peronosporales, Peronosporaceae.